UGACAGGGCUUGCAUUGGGGCAAAAGCUCGUAACCAAGAUGAGGUUGUUUGAAGUCCUUGCUUUUCUUUCAAUUUUGGCCUCAUUGAAUCCAGUCUGUUGUGAUAUCUAUAUGCACAAUCCUAGAGGAUCAAAUAAUCGCUUGAGAUCAGCAGGCGUGAACCGACAAAACAACAAUCGAAUGUUUGAUUCUCAGAACAAUGCCAAAGGUGGUUAUAAUGUUGGCGAAAAGGGUGCUUAUCGAAAUCAUAACGAACAUAUGCAGUAUCACAUGAAAUAUUUAAUGAGCGGUACAAAGGGGAAAGGUUCGACGUAUUUGAACAUCGAGUGGACGAACCAACACGGCUGCGGUGAUGGUGACCUGAAUUGUCAGAUUGUUUUACAAUACAUGUGUCAGAAGCAUAAAGAUGAAGAUAUUGGAAAAAAUCACAUUCCCGAAAGAAAGAGAAACGGCAUUACUGAAGGUACACCAAUCUAUCGACGUCACAAUCCAUUUCAAUAUAAAUGGCAGAAAGAUAGAGAAGAACGGAUUCAUUCACAGCACAGUAAUUAUGGACUUAACGAGCCUUGGAAUUGGUAUGACAAAUGCAAAAAAAGAUCUCGCAAUCGUGGUUUGUUUACAGCAGAUCAAAAUGUUAAAGAUAACAUAGGAAGUACGUCGACAAGGCAAAAUCCGAACGGGAACCGAAAUGGCUACGAGUGUCCCGAAGAACGAGAUUAUUACCCAUACUGGCAUCCCACUGACUGGGUUGAUAUCGCAGUAUUAGUGGACAAAAAAUCUGACUGUCCAUACUACCAGAGAGAAAGUUUCAAUGUUAAAGAAAAAGGAGAAUGCAUGGAGAGGUAUGAAAAAGACCGUGGAAAUUACAAACACGAUUCGAAGCACAAUAACAGGCAGGAUUGCGCAAGUCAUGGCGGGCUUUGGGUGAACUUUCACAACUAUUUGGAGAAGAUGACGCAAUACACAGACGAAGGCAGUUGUUCCCGAGCAGGUUAUAAGUGGGGCUAUGGUUAUCGCUCGGAGGACUUUGAAGAUAUGAGGAAGUUUUGUUUUGUCCCACUUGAAAAGCCCGAAUGUGAGUUGGCUCCAUAUUCCCGUUCUAAUCACCUUGGAAACGGUGCUGGUAUCACGCCAUUGACCUACAAGUGGAAAUUACCAAACUUUCCAUCGAAAGAAGAGCAAAGAUGCUUUCUUCGUAUCAGGUACAACAUCUCGACGAACGAUCCUCUCAAUAAAAUAACGCAAAACCCAACUGUGGAAUUUUUAAACAAGCUCCCAUUGCGGUUGGCAAUAAACACAGCACAAUUCGGGCGAACAUUUCAAGAUCGGUCACAUAUGUUCUUAUUGACGUCACGUGAUAAGAACGGCGUAUCAAAUGAUGUCAACAUUCAUAAUGUUAACAUUCGUGGGAAAAGAGGAAAUAUCGUUCAAACUUACCCAGCCGUUGAGUAUGAUUUUGUCCCAAAGAGAUUGACGGUACCAACAAACGAUGCCAUUCACGUCCAGUGGACAGGUUCCAACAGCAAUCCGGGCGGCAAUGACGGACAAGGAAAAGCAGGAACAGACAAAAAUAAUCUCGUGGAAAUGUACUACGCACCCUAUAGUGUCCCAAUCAGUUCGCGCAUGCUCCAAAGCGCAAAUAUCCUUCACAAUUUCGUUGGGGGAUCCAAAAAGUUCGUAGACGUCGAAGCAAGUCUAGCCUCAGCUGGUUACUACAAAACUUCGAAAAAUGCUGUCGAUAAGGCUCCGCGUCAGUUAGAUGACGAGUUGAACAACGCCAGUCCAUCGUUCGCUGGUAUUUUAAUGAGUUGGAACAGUCCAAACAUCUUUUAUUACAUGUGCUCUCGAAACAACAACUUCACUAAUCGCAGUCAGAAAGGUCGUUUGAUUAUCAGCAAGAAUGAGAGCGGUUAAAACUGACUGAAUGCACCUUCUUUAUCUAUUAUAGAUCAGUUAAGAUUAUCUGAAGUCCAAAAUUCCAAAAGUCCAGAUUGUAAAACCCAUAUAAUCUUUUUAUAAACACGCUCCGAGUAUAUUUUUCUGAGUUUUUUAGGCCUAAAACUGCUUUCUUUUUCAACAGACAUUGAUUCAAAACACUGUAUCGCCGAGUAAUUUUUCUAAAAUAAUUUAUCACGAUCAUAACAUUUGCAGUUCUAAAAACUGCAAAUCGUGUUGCCUUCAAGAUGUUUAGUUCUUCCGAGUAAUAUUUUUACAGAUACAAGAUAAAACAUAAUAUUGACGGCGAGGUUUUCUGACAUUUUCUGCAAUUUUGGCUUCUGAGUUUCAGACUUCCAGAUUAAACGAAUAGUAUAGUCUAAUUCUCUUAUGCACCACGCUAUUGCUGUUUUUUAACAUAUAUAUUCUCGAUGAUGUAGCUAACUAUUGAUGCAUAAAUGUUCAAUUAU
This is a messenger RNA of Dendronephthya gigantea, 2404 nucleotides long. RefSeq names its product protein DD3-3-like. NCBI's taxonomy places the organism in Eukaryota, Metazoa, Cnidaria, Anthozoa, Malacalcyonacea, Nephtheidae. The record is from RefSeq and is a predicted model, not a curated record. The coding region runs from base 39 to 1913 and encodes 624 amino acids. The transcript has 10 exons.